Hylaeus anthracinus is the source of this 756-nucleotide messenger RNA. RefSeq lists its product as uncharacterized. The coding region runs from base 1 to 756 and encodes 251 amino acids. The transcript has a single exon. NCBI's taxonomy places the organism in Eukaryota, Metazoa, Arthropoda, Insecta, Hymenoptera, Colletidae. The record is from RefSeq and is a predicted model, not a curated record.
AUGUCCUCGGCUAACAGUGUAUGCAGCCCAAUGGAAGUUAAUUUGAAGCUACCUAAAACAGAAGGAUCCAACAAAGAUAAAGUGUGUACCCUACCAUAUAGAGAGCUGGUGGGAUCGCUCACAUAUUUAUCUACGGCAACGAGACCCGACAUAGCGCAUGCUGCGAAUGUUCUGAGCCAGUACAACACGUGUUUCGGAGAAGUUCACUGGACAGCGGCGAAGCGCGUUCUUCGAUACUUGAAGGAAACAAUGGAUCUAGGUAUCUCCUAUCAACGGAAAAAUGAAUCCUUAGUCGGAUACGCUGAUGCCGAUUGGAGAGGUUGUCAACAUGACAGACGAUCGCAUACGGGGUAUGCAUUUAUCCUCGGCGGGGAAGCCAUUUCCUGGGAAUCUUGGAAGCAAAAGACCGUUGCUCUAUCCUCUACAGAAGCAGAGUAUAUGAGUUUAUCGGAAGCUACGAAGGAAGCCAUAUACUUGAGGAAAUUAUUAACAGACUUUGGACUCGAGGAAUUGCCGGUCAUCAAGCUUUUUGGAGAUAAUCAAAGCGCUUUACGAUUGGCUGAAGACCCUGUUUUUCAUAACAGAACUAAGCAUAUCGACAUCCGACACCACUUCGUACGGGACGCGGUGAGGAACAAUCUCGUAACUUUGGAGUACGCACCCUCUGACCGCAUGGCUGCAGAUGUAUUGACGAAGGCCCUGUCAGGACCGAAACAUGGCACAACCAUGUUCUACAAAUAUAACUACACAUUCUAA